Messenger RNA from Exophiala viscosa, 870 nucleotides. RefSeq names its product S-adenosyl-L-methionine-dependent methyltransferase. The transcript is spliced from 2 exons. Gene Ontology annotation, molecular function: S-adenosylmethionine-dependent methyltransferase activity. The coding region runs from base 1 to 870 and encodes 289 amino acids. Lineage: Eukaryota; Fungi; Ascomycota; Eurotiomycetes; Chaetothyriales; Herpotrichiellaceae. The record is from RefSeq and is a predicted model, not a curated record.
AUGUCUGGUGGCCAACCGGGUCGUGACCUCCCUGUGGAGGAAGCGCGUGCCGCCCUCAAGCAACACUUCAGCAGCUUCCAAGGACAAAAGUAUGCAGAAGGCUGGGCAGACCUGUGGGCUAAAGGUGAUUUUCUGCCUUGGGACCGCGGGACUUCGUCUCCAGCACUGGCAGACACCCUGAUCAACUACGCGGACCUCAUUGGGCAUGCCAUGGUCGAAGAAGGCGGCCAGACACGACGGAAGCGCGCAUUAGUCGCUGGCUGCGGCCGAGGGGUCGAUGUGAUGUUGCUGCAGAGCUUUGGGUACGAUGCUGUGGGGCUCGAAUACGCCGCAGAUGCCCUCAAGGCAUGCGAAGAGUAUGAGAAAGAACAUUCUGGGGACUAUCCGGUCCGAGACGAGAAGAUCGGAAAGGGCAAUGCUCGCUUCGUUCACGGUGAUUUCUACACGGACGACUGGCUGGAGAGCGCCGGCUUUGGCAAAGAUGCAAAGUUCGACCUGAUUUACGACUACACUUUCUUCUGCGCUAUGCAACUCCCCAUGAGACCUGCAUGGGCGAAGAGGAUGUCUGAGCUCCUCCGACCUGACCCUCAAGCCAAUCUCAUUUGUCUAGAGUUUCCCACAAACAAGCCUGGCACAGCCGGGGGACCGCCGUUUGCAUCUCCGCCCAAAGCAUACCUCGAGCAUCUGAGUCAUCCUGGAGAGGAAGUCAAAUACGAUGCAGAGGCCAACGUCAGGAUGAAUCCACUCGCACCUUCGAGUCCUGGAGCCCUAGAGAGGGUUGGUCACUGGCAGCCCGCUGACACACACAAGGUCGGUAAAGACGCCGAGGGUAAAGUCCAAGAUUGGAUUUCUGUUUGGCGCCACCGUUAA